Truncatella angustata is the source of this 504-nucleotide messenger RNA. RefSeq lists its product as uncharacterized. The record is from RefSeq and is a predicted model, not a curated record. The transcript has 5 exons. Lineage: Eukaryota; Fungi; Ascomycota; Sordariomycetes; Amphisphaeriales; Sporocadaceae. Bases 84 to 365 code for a protein of 93 amino acids.
GCUAGACUAGGUUAGUGCUAGCCCCGAAGAGGGUUUCCUAUGUGGACCGACUCUUGGUGGGGCAGCGGGCGGUGAGGCCCGCUAUGGGCAGUAAAUUGAUGGACGGACCCUGGAUCUCAGAAAAAUUAUGCCCGACUGAUGUGCAGCAGUUGACGAACCGUUCCUCGACCACAGCCUUUCCUGGACUCUCAUUUUAUAAUUUUCUCUUCGGCCAGGACUCUUUACUGCCCGCGAAUAUGGCAGAUUCUGGCAAGAUGGACGUCGACAAGGCCGAAAUGGCCCUCAAGGGCAUGGCCCAUUCCGAGCAGCACUACUUCAACAGUUACAACCACCAUGGUUCUCAGGUAUCCAUGAGGAGAUGUUGAAAGAUGAGGUUCGCACGCGAUCCUACAUGAAUGCCAUCGUCCAGAACAAGCACCUCUUCAAAGACAAGGUUGUUCUUGACGUCGGCUGCGGAACUGGUAUUUUGUCCAUGUUCGCGGCCAAGUCUGGUGCCAAGCAUGU